Morchella importuna is the source of this 858-nucleotide messenger RNA. RefSeq lists its product as uncharacterized. NCBI's taxonomy places the organism in Eukaryota, Fungi, Ascomycota, Pezizomycetes, Pezizales, Morchellaceae. The record is from RefSeq and is a predicted model, not a curated record. Bases 1 to 858 code for a protein of 285 amino acids. The transcript is spliced from 2 exons.
AUGCGCUCUCCAAUAAUAUCACUCCUACUCCUACUCCUGCUUGCAGUUGCAAAUGCAAUCCCAGCUGUAGAUAUCACCCAGGACGAGACUGACUCCGUCUCCACAACACCACUGCUUAACAGCACCCCCGCCACUGAAGACACCAUCCCCCACUACCUCAUCAAGCGCAAAGGCGGCGGAGGAGGUGGUGGUGGAGGUGGAGGCGGAGGCGGUGGAGGUGGUGGUGGCGGUGGAGGAAGCGGCGGCCGAGGCGGCGGUAGUAGUAGUGGUGGUAGUAGUCGCAGCGGCGGCAGCAGUGGCGGCACUGGCGCCGGCGGAUCGCGCAGCACCUCCGGCGGCCGCACAACCACCGGCUCCGGCACCCCCCGCGCCGUCGGCGCCUUCUACGGCGGCGGUACCGUCGUCCCCUACACCAGUGGGCACGCCUCCCCCAGUGGCCUGCUCCCCACCUUCCUCACGCUGUCUGCCAUCUCGCUGCUCUUCAGUGGCGCCUGGCUGCACAGCGGCGGGUACGACUACCGCUACAAUAACCCCGUGCAGUACGAGAACACCACGAGCGGCGGCGCUAAUGUGACGCUGCCCGUGGUGUGCCUGUGCCAGGAGUACGCGGUGUGCGGGUGCGACGAGAACCAUGAGAGGGCGUAUGUGCAGGCGAUGGUGGGGAAUGCGUCGGAUGGGAGUGCGGUGAGUCGCGUGGUGGUGGUGAAUGGUACGAGGACGUUGGUGCUGAAUGGGACGUUGGAGAAUGGGACGACGGCGGAUGGGGGGACGGAGAUGGUGUCUGGGGGGGUGGCGGCGAGGAGGGUGGGGGUGGUGAUGUUGGUGAUGGUGGUGGGGUUGGGGGUUGUGGUGUUGUAG